Danio rerio (zebrafish) is the source of this 1293-nucleotide messenger RNA. It is a transcript of the gene crybb1l3, whose product is annotated as crystallin, beta B1, like 3. The record is from RefSeq and is marked provisional. Lineage: Eukaryota; Metazoa; Chordata; Actinopteri; Cypriniformes; Danionidae.
UUAAUCUCUUGUAGAUUCGGGCCUUGGGGUCUUCUCCUCUGCCAUCGCUCGUCUUGCAUUGCUCUGAGCCUGACUGUUUCAGCCAUGUCACAUACUGCAGUUCAAGGAAGUAUGGGAAGUCGCUUUGCCACAGGAAAGAGCUCCCACAGAAUAUAUCUGUUUGAGUAUGAGAAUUUCCAAGGGCACAUGAUGGAGCUGAGUGGAGAGUGUCGUAACGUCUGUGACAAGGGGCUGAAGCGCGUGGGCUCCAUCAGAGUGGAGUGUGGGCCGUGGGUAGGUUUCGAGCAACAGAACAUGGCCGGUGAGAUGUUCAUGUUGGAGAGGGGUGAUUACCCACUCUGGGCCACUUGGUCCAACAGCUACCGUUGUGAUCGCCUCAUGUCUGUCCGGCCAGUUCGAAUGAAUCCACAGGACCAUAAUAUCUGUCUGUAUGAGUGCAUGAACUUUGACGGUCGUAAGAUGGAAGUUUCUGAUGAGGACAUCCCAAGUUUGUGGUGCCAUGGCUUCCAGGACAGAGUUGGCAGCAUUCAAGUAAAUGGUGGAACGUGGGUUGGAUAUCAGUACCCAGGCUACCGUGGAUAUCAGUACCUGUUUGAAUUUGGAUCCUACAAACACUGGAACGAAUGGGGUGCCAAUCACCCUCAGAUCCAGUCUGUUCGCAGAGUGAGAGACAUGCAGACGCAUCACAGAGGCUGCUUCGAGCUGGCAUAAGGAAAGAAAUACCAUGGACAGAUGGACAUAACAAGAACCUGCAGAGUGUAAAAAAAAAUCCAUCAUAGUCAAAAAUGCUGCACGGAAUAGAUAUUACCAAUAAGGGAUGAACUAUCAAGUGACUUUAUGUGUUGCUUUGCUUUAAUCUCCUAUUUAAGCCAUUAGUUUAUAUAAGAAUACCAUAUGAACAUGAAUAACGAACUGAAGCUGAUCUGAACCAGAAGGGAUGCAGUUCAUUAUAUACUCAGCUGCUUCUUGAUGAAGCUCACUUGUAUUAUGUGAUGAUCAGGGCGAAUCGGCUAGGAAGUAGAUGAAAUUAUUUAUGAAAUUGAGGAGAUCCUGCUACAUUUUACUCUUCAUCUUUCUCAGGGAUGGAUCAGGCUGGCAUCUAAAAGACAUUUCCAAGAAAAUAAAUCAACAAAAAUAAAGGACUUCAAAGCCCAGUUUUACAAUGUCCUUAAUUCACUGAUCAAAAGCUCAGCUUGAGAGCUUAGAAUUCCGGACAUGUUGUUAUUAAAAUAAAUCUUUAAUAUUUUAUGUGUUGUUAUUUAAAGUGCAUAAUAAAUGAGACGAGAACAACCA